AGGCCUAUCCUUUUCUUGGCACUACAUGGAAGCAUCUUUGGCACAUUAAGAUACACGAGGUGAUUGGCCGGAGGAGCUUUGAUUUGUUUGGCAUGCCUACACACGCCACAGGAGAGGAGGGGACCCCACACAUGGGCUUAGAAGGAAGCUGCGCUAGCUCAUGACAACAGGACAGGUUGGGGCAGAAUCUUAUAUCUCUAGAUAUAACAGGCCAUGUUGGACGGCUUGUCUCCCAGCAGAGACAAGAGCUUCUUCUUGGCCUGCUCCUGUUCUUGAAACCAGAACUAGAUUAGAGUGGGAGAGAUUGCGCUGUCUGACCCACCGGGAGUGCCAGCCGGAGAUCCUUAAUAGAGUCAAGAGAUUGGCAUGAACCUUCACCAAGACAUGGACAGGGAGCAGAUGAGGAUGGCCAUCCUGAACCAAGAACAGAUCUUCAGACAACAGGUACACGAGCUGCACCGGCUGUACCAUGUCCAGAAGCAGCUGAUGCAGCAGUCACAGAGAGUUGCUCUGGUGAGCCAUGGCCCGGUGGUCGUCGACGUCAAGCCGCAGCUGGACAUCUGGUGCGGCGAGAAGGUGACAACAAAGCCUCAGCAGCAGAUCAUCAGCUUCACCAGCUGCAACAAGGCCACAAAGCCUGCACCUGCGUCUGCAAUGGCCGAGGAAUGCAACCUUGUGCUGACACUAGCAACGGGACCGAGUAGCAGCAGCAGCAACAGCAGUUAUGACGCCGAGAGGCAACAGGGAGAACGGUUCAAGGCGUCGUCCAACUGCGACUCCGGUGCGACCAAGGUUGCAUCCACAUCGACGGACUCCGAGAUGGCUCGAUUUAGGGAGGUGGAUGUGGCGAAGCCGGCGAGGUUGCAUGGCGAGGUUUGCAGGAGGAUGGAUGAGAUGGGGCUAGGUCCAUUGAUGUACCAAUGCCUGAGCCUCAAGAUGGUGUGAUGGUGGGGUUCACUUGGUCAAAGAGAUUAGAUUAGUAUUGUGGACUUGUACAUAUUCUUACACAAUAUGUUUUCCUUUGAGAGGUUCAUGGAAGUCCUAAAGAAAUAGGUUUACAACAAUGCUCUUCCUGAAGGAAGCAUCUCCAAGGGCUAUGGAACAGAGGAGGUCAUUGCGUUUUAUGUUGUUCUUGACCUUAAACUCAUUGGUGUUCUUGAAUCGUUGCAUGAGGGAAGACUAAGUGGAAAGGAAUCACUAGGGAAGAAAAUAUGUAUUGGUAUGAUAUGGACGACAAUUCCUUCCGUAAAGCACAAUACACGGUUCUAUAAAACUCCUCCUUGGUGGAUCCGUAUAUUGUGGAACACAAGGACAUUGUA
Sorghum bicolor (sorghum) is the source of this 1319-nucleotide messenger RNA. RefSeq lists its product as uncharacterized. NCBI's taxonomy places the organism in Eukaryota, Viridiplantae, Streptophyta, Magnoliopsida, Poales, Poaceae. The transcript is spliced from 3 exons. The coding region runs from base 367 to 945 and encodes 192 amino acids. The record is from RefSeq and is a predicted model, not a curated record.